AUGGUGGUGGCACAUGGCUUACCAACUUACUAUGCCUUGGAUAGUGUACGUUCAAAGCUCAAGGGUUUUGGCUUUUGAAGUCUCCAAAGAGAAUCAAUUUCAGAUGCUCAAAAAUCGUUCUUUAUUUUGAGCAGGUUGAAGCAAAACAAACAAUGGACUGGUUUCCGGUGUUCAGGUUUCAUCUAUCUAAUAUUAUUUAAGAGUUUUGACAAGAAAAGAGAAAAAGAGUAUUGUUUAAUGGCUUUGGCUUCAAUUUUGUUGAAGAGACCUGUUUUAUGGCUCUCUCUCCUCGCUCCUCCACUACUUCACAUCUUUGGCCUUCGCUUCUUACAUCUCCUCAUCACUUCUACUGCUUUGUUCAUCUCCUCUUUGUUCUUCCCAAUCUUACUUCCUCAUUCUUCAAUCCAGUCAACAAAACAAGAAGAAGAACAAUAUCAAGAUCAAGACUAUGUUGCCGCCGAAGAUAUCACCGGCAAGUCGGAGGACUACCUCGGACUGACUAAUAAAGAGGAUGAAGACGGCACAAUCCCUGAUGAGGAGAGCCUCUUUGAGCUGUCUUUACCGAGUGGUCACUACGUAGGUCAUCACCACACUAGUAACAAGAACAAUCUCUAUAUCCACAAAAAAGUCCAAGAUUUCAAACUCUUUGAUCUAUUCAACGAUUUCAUUGAAGAGGAUAAUCUUAUCGAAAUUGACAUCUCCAUCGGAUGCAUCAAGUAUUCAAGGUUUGAGAUCAAAGCUUGA
Eutrema salsugineum is the source of this 744-nucleotide messenger RNA. RefSeq lists its product as uncharacterized. NCBI's taxonomy places the organism in Eukaryota, Viridiplantae, Streptophyta, Magnoliopsida, Brassicales, Brassicaceae. The record is from RefSeq and is a predicted model, not a curated record.